Molecule: messenger RNA, 972 nt
Organism: Sparassis crispa
Lineage: Eukaryota; Fungi; Basidiomycota; Agaricomycetes; Polyporales; Sparassidaceae
Product: WD40 repeat-like protein
Exons: 7
Coding region: 1-972 (323 amino acids)
Cellular component (GO): Cdc73/Paf1 complex
Molecular function (GO): protein binding
Source: RefSeq, a predicted model, not a curated record
AUGAGCCUAGCAUUUUUACACGCACACGACGGCGCAGAACCCCACUCUGAUGCCAUUUGGGGUAUUACAUGGACACACGACGACACUGUCCUCACCGCGUCUGCCGAUGGCUCCAUCAGAGAGUGGAACUCCACGUCAGGCCAGGUGUUGCGCUCUCAGCUGGCCCAUACGCAUGGACUCGUAUCGCUCGACGUGGACUCGGCGGGGAGACGCGCAUUAUACAACAGUUUGGAGGGCCUGACGUGUUUGUGGAACCUGGAGAGCGGGAAGAUGGAGGGGAAGUUCGAGAGUUACGUGCGGUCGGGGGCGGAGGCGAUCGAGCCAUCGUGGUCCGUGUCACUGGACCCUAAGGGCCAGACGUACGCGUCGACGGGCGGGUCGGGCAACGUCACGAUUCACUCCGCCGCUCGCGAGUCCUUUGGCGAGCGCCGUGCGACUCUCCCCAGCGGGCGCAACAAGUUCGGCAUGUUCUGCAAAUAUAGUCCCGAUGGGACGCGCGUGGCGAUGUCUCUGGAGACUGGUCAGAUAUACAUCUUUGACGUUGCGUCUGCGUCACUCCAAUCGACCUACACGUCGCAUGCUAUGGCGGUGCGUUCACUGGCUUGGUCACCCGAUUCGCAACUGCUCCUAACUGCAUCUGAAGACAAGCGACUCAUUCUCCAUGACGUCCGUGUCUCACCAUCCGGAAAGCCUGGUUCCGGUGCUGUCGCGACAUUUGCGGGUCAUUCAUCUUGGGUACUGAGUACCGACAUCUCUCCAGAUGGACGCCUCGGACUCUCCGGAUCUGCCGACAAAACGAUAAAAGUUUGGGACCUCUCCGCUCGCGCGGCGGUGUCAACCAUUCAGGAUACGGGCGAGGUUUGGAGCGUGUCAUGGCGCCCACGAUCAGCGGCGAAUAAUUCGGCGGGCGCAUUUGUGAGUGGUGGUGAGGAUGGUGUUGUGAGGUGGUGGAGGGCGGCAGGGGCCGGCUAA